Neofelis nebulosa (Clouded leopard) is the source of this 4557-nucleotide messenger RNA. RefSeq names its product 3-hydroxy-3-methylglutaryl-CoA reductase (gene HMGCR). The transcript has 20 exons. The record is from RefSeq and is a predicted model, not a curated record. Gene Ontology annotation, molecular function: hydroxymethylglutaryl-CoA reductase (NADPH) activity; NADP binding; protein binding. NCBI's taxonomy places the organism in Eukaryota, Metazoa, Chordata, Mammalia, Carnivora, Felidae. Gene Ontology annotation, cellular component: peroxisomal membrane; endoplasmic reticulum membrane. Bases 136 to 2802 code for a protein of 888 amino acids. Gene Ontology annotation, biological process: sterol biosynthetic process; isoprenoid biosynthetic process; coenzyme A metabolic process.
GCCGGCCCCGAGUGUGCGUAAGCCGAAGGUUCCUUCCGCUUCGCGUCUCCUUUGACUGGAGACAGACGGAGCGCCGGCGCCCCGGUUCGGUGGCCUCUAGUGAGAUCGGGAGGAUCCAAGGAUUCUGUAGCUACAAUGUUGUCAAGACUUUUCCGAAUGCAUGGCCUUUUUGUGGCCUCCCAUCCCUGGGAAGUCAUAGUGGGAACGGUGACACUGACCAUCUGUAUGAUGUCCAUGAACAUGUUUACUGGUAACGAUAAGAUCUGUGGUUGGAAUUAUGAGUGUCCCAAGUUUGAAGAGGAUGUUUUAAGCAGUGACAUCAUAAUUCUGACAAUAACACGAUGCAUAGCGAUCCUGUAUAUUUACUUCCAGUUCCAGAAUUUACGUCAACUUGGAUCAAAAUAUAUUUUGGGUAUUGCUGGCCUCUUCACGAUUUUCUCAAGUUUCGUAUUCAGUACGGUUGUCAUUCAUUUCUUGGAUAAAGAAUUGACAGGCUUGAAUGAAGCUUUGCCCUUUUUCCUACUUUUGAUUGACCUUUCCAGAGCAAGUGCACUAGCAAAGUUUGCCCUCAGUUCCAACUCACAGGAUGAAGUGCGGGAAAAUAUCGCUCGUGGAAUGGCAAUUUUAGGUCCCACGUUCACCCUUGAUGCCCUUGUAGAAUGUCUUGUGAUUGGAGUUGGAACCAUGUCAGGGGUGCGUCAACUUGAGAUUAUGUGCUGCUUUGGCUGCAUGUCAGUUCUUGCCAACUACUUUGUGUUCAUGACUUUCUUCCCAGCUUGCGUUUCCUUGGUUUUAGAGCUUUCUCGGGAAAGCCGUGAGGGUCGUCCGAUUUGGCAGCUGAGCCAUUUUGCUCGAGUUUUAGAAGAAGAAGAAAAUAAGCCAAAUCCUGUUACUCAGAGAGUUAAGAUGAUUAUGUCUCUAGGCUUGGUUCUUGUUCAUGCGCACAGUCGCUGGAUAGCUGAUCCUUCACCUCAAAACAGUACGGCAGAAAAUUCUAAGGUUUCUUUAGGAUUGGAUGAAAGUGUGUCCAAGAGAAUUGAACCAAGUGUUUCCCUCUGGCAGUUUUAUCUCUCUAAAAUGAUCAGCAUGGAUAUUGAACAAGUUAUUACCCUUAGUUUAGCUCUCCUUCUGGCUGUCAAGUACAUCUUCUUUGAACAAGCUGAGACAGAAUCUACACUCUCAUUAAAAAACCCUAUCACAUCUCCUGUAGUGACCCCCAAAAAAGUCCCAGAUGAUUGUUGUAGACGUGAACCUAUACUGGUCAGAAAUAGCCAGAAAUUCCAUGCAGUGGAGGAAGAGACCAGGAUAAACAGAGAAAGAAAAGUUGAGGUCAUAAAACCCUUAGUGGCAGAAACUGACACCUCCAGCAGAGCUACAUUUGUUGUUGGUAACUCUUCCUUACUUGAUACUUCACUGGAACUUGAGGCACAGGAACCUGACAUUGAACUUCCCAUCGAACCUCGGCCUAAUGAAGAAUGUCUACAGAUACUUGGGAAUGCAGAGAAAGGUGCAAAAUUCCUUAGUGAUGCUGAGAUCAUCCAAUUAGUUAAUGCUAAGCAUAUCCCAGCUUACAAGUUGGAAACUCUGAUGGAAACCCAUGAACGAGGUGUAUCUAUUCGCCGACAGUUACUGUCCAGAAAACUUCCAGAGCCUUCUUCUCUCCAGUAUCUACCUUACAGGAACUAUAAUUACUCCUUGGUGAUGGGAACUUGUUGUGAGAAUGUUAUUGGAUAUAUGCCCAUCCCUGUUGGGGUGGCAGGACCUCUGUGCUUGGAUGGAAAAGAAUACCAGGUGCCGAUGGCGACAACAGAAGGUUGUCUUGUGGCCAGCACUAACAGAGGCUGCAGAGCAAUAGGUCUUGGUGGAGGUGCCAGCAGCCGAAUCCUUGCAGAUGGGAUGACCCGUGGCCCAGUGGUACGUCUCCCCCGUGCUUGUGACUCCGCAGAGGUGAAGGCCUGGCUGGAGACACCUGAAGGGUUCACAGUGAUAAAGGAGGCUUUUGACAGUACUAGCAGAUUUGCACGUUUACAGAAACUUCAUAUGAGUAUGGCUGGUCGCAACCUUUAUAUCCGUUUCCAGUCCAGGUCAGGUGAUGCCAUGGGGAUGAACAUGAUUUCAAAGGGCACAGAGAAGGCACUUUCGAAACUUCAUGAGUAUUUCCCUGAAAUGCAGAUUCUAGCAGUCAGCGGUAACUAUUGUACUGACAAGAAACCUGCUGCUAUAAAUUGGAUAGAGGGAAGAGGGAAGUCUGUGGUUUGUGAAGCUGUCAUUCCAGCCAAGGUUGUCAGAGAAGUAUUAAAGACGACUACGGAAGCUAUGAUUGAGGUCAACAUUAAUAAAAAUCUGGUGGGCUCUGCCAUGGCCGGGAGCAUUGGAGGUUACAACGCCCAUGCGGCGAACAUCGUAACCGCCAUCUACAUUGCCUGUGGACAGGAUGCAGCACAGAAUGUUGGUAGUUCAAACUGUAUUACUUUGAUGGAAGCAAGCGGCCCCACGAAUGAAGAUCUAUAUAUCAGCUGCACCAUGCCGUCUAUAGAAAUAGGAACUGUGGGCGGUGGGACCAACCUGCUCCCUCAGCAAGCUUGUUUGCAGAUGCUAGGUGUUCAAGGAGCAUGCAAAGACAACCCUGGGGAAAAUGCCCGGCAACUUGCCAGGAUCGUGUGCGGUACAGUAAUGGCCGGGGAAUUGUCACUGAUGGCAGCGUUGGCAGCCGGACAUCUUGUCAAAAGUCACAUGAUUCACAACAGGUCAAAAAUAAAUUUACAAGACCUCCAAGGAACUGGCACUAAGAACGCUGCUUGAAUAGUCUGACAGAUCUGAACUGAAACACGGGCAUUGGGUUCUAAAGGACUAACAUAAAAUCUGUGAAUUAAAAAGCUCAGUGCGGUGUUAUGUUGAGGAUGAAUAGACAUGAUCUGUGAGGUGACUGCUUGGUGUUUGGCUCUUUCAGGGAUCCUUCUUUCCAUGCACAUUUCUCGGAUCUGAAAAUAGUAUAUUGCUUUAUGUGCUGUGCUCUCUGGAAGGAAAGAUCUCAACAUGGAUAUCAUGCUCUGAACAUCAUAGAUUGUAACCUACAGCUCACUUCUGAAAGAGAAUACAAGAUGGAAACAAGUGUUUUCUUUUGAUGAGAUCCAUGGAGUUCGUGGUGAUCAGUGUGAGAUUGACCCUUCUCUCCAUCCUCCCCUCUCUCCUGGUUGAAAAUGGAGUUUUAAAUUAUACUGUAGCUGACAAACUGAUUUCAUAAUUAAUUUAUUGAGUCUGGGUUAUAGAACUUAAAUAAGAGCUAAGUUUAUUUUUUGUAAACUAAUAAUUCAUUUGGUGCUGGUCUAUUUUGAUUUCUUUUUGGGUAGCCAUUGUGAUUCUUCAGAAGGGGACCUACUUUCUUCAAGGGAAGAAUUACUCUUAUUCCCAAACUACUGAAUAAUGUGCUAAGCAGUGCUAAUAGUUCUCUGUCAAGAAAACAAAUCACUGCAUUCAUCUCUGUAGGCUGUUUGUUCAGAGAGGCCUCUUGUCUAAAUAUAAAUGUCUGUCUAGAUUGCUAGAACAUUUCUUGUAGCGUAAGGCUUUAAAGAAACAAGAGUUUUGCACUCUUUAAAUAUACGAGAGCCCUUAAUAUUGCUUAGACAAAGGGGACUCUCUUUAUCAAGAACGUACAAGUCUGACCUCUCAGAGCUCAGAGGUUGGAAAACACAGGCUUGAAAAAAAUGCCGUUUCUCUAAGCCAACUUUAAUUUCUUAAAAGACUUCAAUUUAUUUAGCUGAAAAAUCUAGGUGGUUUUUUUGUAAAGAACUGUAUCAAAUCUGUAUAUGUUGUAAUAAAACUUCUUAUGCUAGGAGUUUAUUGAAAGUGUUCAAGAAAUAAAUAAAAAUCAACUUGUAUACUGAUAAGACACUCUAAGCUUGGGCCAGAAAACAGAGUUGUUUAAUGUUGUCCAGGAAACCCUGGCUUGCCUUUCAAGCCCAGUGAAAGGGAAAGUCAGCUUUCAGAGCCAGUGAAGGUGCCACAUGAAUGGCCCUGGAGGAGCGUACUUUGUUCCUGUGGCCAGGAGGUUGGUGACCAAAACAUUCACACAAGGCUCUUUGGAUAGACCCAUAAAGGCUCUUUGCUUCCUCAGGGGGUCAGCAGAGUUGUUGAAUCUUAACGUUUUUUUAAUGUACAAGUUUUGUAUAAAUAAUAAAGAACUCCUUAUUUUAUAUUACAUCUAAUGUUUCAAGUGUUGGUCUUGGAGAGAGAAGAUGGACUCUGAAGAACAUUCCAGUAAUGCCGUGGCAGCAUGGAGAGCCUCUGAGUGAUUGUGUCUGCAUUACUGUUGUGGAAGAUUGACCUUUGCUGUUGUAUGUAAAGUUUAAAUUGCUUCCGUUGUGACUUGCAGCCAGUGACUUCUUAUUUAUCCGAACUUUUCAUGGAAGUGGCAGUGAAAAGUGUGAGUCUUCAUUCUGGUGACUGUAACCAAUAUUGUCUUGCUAAAUGAAUGUUUUGUAUAAUUACUAAAUUGUAUACAUUUUGUUAUACUUUUUUCCCAGUUCCAGUAAAUUAUGAAAAGGAGGUUAAUAUUGA